Molecule: messenger RNA, 1452 nt
Organism: Prorocentrum cordatum
Lineage: Eukaryota; Dinophyceae; Prorocentrales; Prorocentraceae
Source: the annotation of a GenBank genome assembly
AUGGACGCCGCAGGAUCUGAUUCAUGUCCUCGCGGUCGCCAGUACGUCUUGGAUCCGCGCCGAUGGCUCGUUCUUCGUGGUGGCGGAUCUUUCUCGGUUUGCAACCUGAACCAGUGCUAUUGCAACAUGACGUUUUCCUCACUGCAGCAGGACACCAUGCAAGCGUAUUUCGGUACAGCUAUGGAUAAGGCCACCACCGACAUGCUCAUGAAUUGGGGGCCCGUGUUCGGAACGCUCUGUUUUCCAGCAGCAGUGCACGUCAGUUCUCGCCCUGGGGGUCUGCGGAAAGCUAUUUGGAGUGGCAUCCUUUUGACGUUCUUUGGGGCUGCUGUAAGGCUUUUCCCCAUUUUGAUGCGAGAGCUUUCCGGAAACAAAGGGGCCGCACAGUGCACUUGGGCUUUCGCCUGUUAUCACGUCGGUCAGAUUUUAGUAGCAGCCGCGGGUCCAUUCAACAUGGGCGCAGUCACUCUCCUGUCCGUCGUUUGGUUUGCGGAGUCAGAACGUACCACUGCGACGGCUAUUGCGCAAGUGUCGAAUGGAAUGGGGGGCACACUCGUAUACUUGAAUCCGCUUUGGCUGGUGACAUCCAGGGCGUCUAUUCCAAAUAUGUUCUACUUCAGCCUCGGCCUUGCAAUCAUCCCACUCUUGAGCGCACUGCUUUUUCUUCCCUCGCGGCCUCAACACUUCCCUUCCGCUGCCGCGAUGGCCACGGCGAUCGCCCCGAGGGCAGAGGCUCAGCGAGAGCGAGAGGGGGGUCAAUGCCACCGACUGUUCGCAAACCGCUCGUUCAUCGUGCUCAUCAUGGCUGCGGGUUUCUUCGAAGGAAUCACAAUCGGCUGGACCAGCCUCCUGCAGACCAUGCUCGGGCCUCUGGGCAUCCAUGAAACCGUCGUUGGCUGGAUGGGCUUCGCCAACGGACUGGCUUCCAACGUUGCGGGCAUAGCGGCUGCCAGCGCGAUCGACACGUGCUUUCGUCGCCGGCUGAAGGCGGGCAUCGUGAUCGGUGCAUUUGGAAAUUUGACAUGCGUAGCUCUGUUCAUGGUCUCGCUCCCGUGCUGCGGCGUCAGGGCGCCAAGGUCCAUCGUGCCACACGCAGACUGGACCUUGGCAGCUGCACUGACUUUCGCUGGCGUGUUCCAGGGUAUUUUUGAGCCUCUGUGCUACGAGCUUGCGGCAGAGCUCCUGUACCCCACUAAGGAGAGUACCUCGGCAGGACUUCUCGUACUUGUCCUAAAUAUUUUUGCGGGCUGCAUGAUGAGUGCGAACACCGUCCUCGAUGCCACAAACAUGAACUAUAUCAUGACACUGUCAGUCCUGAUUGUCUUCCUUGCCAUUUUGUUCGGCGUUCAAGAAGAGUUCAGGCGCCCUCAGAAUUUUGCUUCUGACGCUGCAGAUGGCGUGCAGCCCCACUCAGCUGCAGAACCUACGGCAUGGCUUUGCCCACGGGCAUAA